This is a messenger RNA of Erythranthe guttata (spotted monkey flower), 1401 nucleotides long. The record is from RefSeq and is a predicted model, not a curated record. Lineage: Eukaryota; Viridiplantae; Streptophyta; Magnoliopsida; Lamiales; Phrymaceae.
AUGGGUCGGUUAAAAUUAUCGGCCCGACCAGAGCGGGUCGGUUGGUGGGCAAUUAUCGGCCACAAAAGUCGGGCCGAUAGUGGGUCGGUUGUCGGGUCGAUUGUACUAAUGUCUUCGAAUCAACCCAAACGAUUGAAAAAUAAUACGAUUCACGCCUUUUUCCAAAGUAAUAAAAAAGAAUCAUCAACAUCUAAUGUUGAUAGUUCUUCUCUCGAUCAUGAACAAGAACGUCCUGAACCGGCUAUUACAACAGCUAUUACAACAGUUGGGGUUAUGCUUAAUGAAGAAUUUGAUAUCAAUUAUUUGGAACGUGAUCCGGGAAAAAGACCUCAAAUUUGGAUGUAUCCUGUCGAAAAACAGGACGAAAUUCGCCGUACUUAUAUCAAGUUAGGGCCAUAUCAAUUUUAUUUACCUGAAUAUCCUUACUCAGGUAAUGAAGGCAAUCGUCGACGAUUUCAGUAUGCAUGGUUUUCCAAAUUUCCGGCUUGGUUAGAGUAUUCUCCGACUAAAGAUGCUGCUUAUUGUUUGCCAUGCUUUAUUUUUGCUAGUGAGACAAAUGUACGUUUUGGCGCGAAUACAUUUAUGGUGGAAGGAUUUCGAAAUUGGAAGAAAGUAAAUGAAGGAAAAAAUUGUGCUUUUUUACGCCAUAUUGGAGGCCAUAAUUCCCAGCAUUGUGUUUCUUUAAAAUCAUGCGAGGGUCUAAUGAAUCAAUCUGCGCAUAUAGACAAGGUCAUGCAAAGACAGUCAUCGGUAGAAAUAUUGAAUAAUCGUUUGAGGCUUAAAACCUCAAUUGACUGUGUUCGUUGGCUUGCAUAUCAAUCAUGUUCUUUUCGAGGCCAUGAUGAAGGCCCAACGUCAAAAAAUUCAGGUAAUUUUCGCGAGAUGGUGAAGCUUUUGGCAAAUUAUAAAGAAAAAGUAGCUGCAACUGUUUUAGAUAAAGCUCCUCCCACUGCCAAGUACAUCUCUCCGACAAUUCAAAAGGAGAUAUUGCAUAUUAUUGCUUCUAAGGUGAGAAAUAAAAUUCGAGAAGAUAUUGGUGACUCUAAGUUUUGUAUUCUUGUUGAUGAGGCACGAGACGAAUCGAAAAAGGAACAAAUGGCUCUUGUUUUAAGAUUUGUUGAUAAAAUAGGUGUUCUCCAAGAACGUUUCUUUGAUAUCGUAAGUGUCAAAGACACAACUUCGUUGACUCUUAAACAUGAACUUUCAACAUUUUUUUCUCAUCAUGCUUUAAGUAUUGAUAAUCUUCGAGGGCAGGGUUAUGACGGUGCAAGCAAUAUGCGUGGCGAAUGGAACGGAUUACAAGCAUUAUUUUUGAAAGAUUGUCCGUAUGCAUAUUACGUACAUUGUUUUGCUCAUCGACUUCAGUUGGCAUUAGUGGCGGCAUCAAGAGAGUGGAGCUAA